Sinocyclocheilus rhinocerous is the source of this 1087-nucleotide messenger RNA. RefSeq names its product trypsin-3. NCBI's taxonomy places the organism in Eukaryota, Metazoa, Chordata, Actinopteri, Cypriniformes, Cyprinidae. The transcript is spliced from 6 exons. Gene Ontology annotation, molecular function: serine-type endopeptidase activity. Bases 82 to 840 code for a protein of 252 amino acids. The record is from RefSeq and is a predicted model, not a curated record. Gene Ontology annotation, biological process: proteolysis.
CACAGCUUAGGUAGUGCGGGAGGAAUUUAGUGGGAUUUAGCUGCUCAGGAUUGAGUUUUCGAUGCUCAGGACCCCUCCAACAUGAAGAAAUGCCUUGAAUACGCCUUGCUCCUCAUCAUCUCUAUGCUUCACGGCUCGCUGCAGCAGAGAAUCAUCGGAGGACAGGAGGUUGAGCCCUAUUCCAUAAAGUACCAGGCCUCUAUCCAGUACAACAACUACCAUUACUGCGGAGGAACGCUCAUACACCGACAGUGGGUGGUUACUGCCGCCCACUGCUGGAGACCGAGCUAUUUAAUCAAAGUGGUUUUGAGUGAACACAACCUCUCCAGUAAAGAGGGUGUUGAGCAGGUGUUCAAUGUGUCCAGAGUUCUGGUGAAUUACAUGUACAGUUACAGGACAUUUGAUAGUGACAUUAUGCUCUUGAAACUGGAAAAGCCUGCAGAGUUCAGUGCCAACAUUCAGCCAGCUGUGCUGCCAACCUCACUCGCUCCCUUACAAGGUGGCACGUUUUGCACGGUGAGCGGCUGGGGCGUCACUCAGGUCUACAGUUAUUACCUGUCCCCAGUCCUGCGUGCUGUGGACGUCCAGAUCAUCCCUCAGUGUCAAUACUACUACUACUACAGAAUCACAGACAACAUGGUGUGCGCCGGCUCCCCGCUGGGCGGCAAAGACUCCUGCCAGGGCGACUCUGGUGGGCCUCUCAUCUGUAAUGGUUAUUUUGAGGGGAUCGUGUCCUGGGGCAUCAGUUGUGCCAACAAGUAUUUCCCAGGAGUCUACACCAAAGUCCGCAACUACGUUUCUUGGAUCAACUGGAUAAUCGAAAAUGACAACACCAACUAGAAUGUUCUUUUUGCAAAGGUUAUUGAACUGCCACACCAUAGAAAUGACACCAGACGGUCAAAAAGACCCAGUAUACUGAGUACAGCGGUCAGUGUCUGUUAGAUAAGAUAAAUACCAGCAUUGAAACUUGUUUUAUUCUGUUACGUUCUCAAACAAGGAUGUUCAAUUGAUGAAUGAAAGAAAAGAGCAGAGCAGGUUUUGAAUAUCACACUGCAAAAAAAAUAUUUUCUUAAUAUUUUUGUCUCGU